This is a messenger RNA of Crotalus tigris (Tiger rattlesnake), 5045 nucleotides long. It is a transcript of the gene TMEM132A, whose product is annotated as transmembrane protein 132A. Lineage: Eukaryota; Metazoa; Chordata; Lepidosauria; Squamata; Viperidae. The transcript is spliced from 11 exons. Bases 1015 to 4263 code for a protein of 1082 amino acids. The record is from RefSeq and is a predicted model, not a curated record.
GCAUUCAAGGAAGGAAAUCAUAGGAGGAAACUUCCUACAAGCUACAUCAAAACCAGAUUAACAUACAUUAUUAUGUAGUGUAUUGUGCCAAACCAGUGAAUUAUUAUUAUGUAUUGCUAGGACGCUAAAGACCAGUCUUAUCCAACUUAAUGCCCUCCAGACAUAGUGAGGUUCAUGAUACAUAAUCCAUAUUAGUAAGAAUUACAAGAGCAGCAGUCUCAACACAUCUAAACGACUUCUUCACCUUGAGAAAGGAGGGAGGAAUUUCCAAAUUUCACUGCAACGGGAACAUCCCAGUUGCUGAUGAUCUUUCUUGAUUUAGGAAAAGAGCGGCUUUGCAAAGGACAGCUUGGGGUCCAUUGUUGUUAUUGUUCUUCAGCCAUUCAGUCGCUUCUGAUUCUUUGUGACAGACGGGCAUCAUUUCGUUAGAACUGUCUGUCAGUAAAGUCCUCUUUCAGUUCUUGCAAGCUCCUGCUUAGAACAUGAGAGUAUCCAGACAUCUGUUGGUCUUUUUUUUUUUAAUCACAAGUGAUAUUUUUUUCCCCCAUAGACGCGGCUCUUCUCUUUACUUUCUCUCUCCUUUUCUGCCACCGUCGCCGCGAUCCCGCCUGGCUCCGAUCGCAAUCCAUUUCUGCCCAAGCCGCUGGCCUCGUCCCGGGGAGGCGCGGCAAACGGGACGGCUGAGUCUCCUCGGCUGUCAACAGAGGCGUUCUAGGACCCAGCAGGCAUCCGGGCAGGAGCGGAGGCUCCGCUCCCCUCCUCCGCUCGCCUAUCUCUAUUGUCUGAGUAGCCUGGCUGCGGCAGCAGCAACAUCUACAGCUUCAGCAACUAUCGGGACGGACUGCGUUGAGCGACCGGGGCAGCGAGGGGAGGACGCGCACCGACCGGCGCUUACCCGAAGCCGAGUUCUGCAACCGCGCCGGACAGCCAGGUCCGGCGGGGAUGGACCUGCGUCCGGCAGCAGCGCGAGUGGGCAUCUGAGCGGAGGGAGAGAGGCGGGUCGGGUCCGACAGAAUGGGCUCCAGCCGCGCCACCCCCGGGCUCCGGCUGGUCUUCGCGAUUCUUUUCCUGCGCGCUCCCAGAGCGGAUUGUGAAUCUGAUCCUCCUGACUCGGUGUAUUUGCCAGCUGAAUUAAAAGUACUCAAUGGCUCAGAAUAUUUCCGUCUUCAGCGUACUGACCGUUACUCACCAGGAAAUGCUUCCUUCAGCUCUCGCUCAGAGACAUUCCUCUUCCUUCAUCGUCGACUUGCAGGAAAACCCAGUAUCCAGGCUACCUACCUUCCUUUCACUACCCAGCAGGAAUUUCCAACAGAUAAUUCCCAGUUCACAGGUUUCUCUACUACCUGGGACAUCCGUGCUGUAUCCAUUGAAGGCACAGUAUCUCCUUAUGAGCCCUACGCUCGUGUUCUUUUUCACCUCCAAGGGCAGGAUUGGAUGUCAAAACGACACCCCCUGCCUUGCGUCAGCCUGCAUGUCUUCCAUCAGGCCCAGGCUGUGCAUCGGGCCUGCCACCUUCAGGCUCCCCUGGGCAUGUGUGUGGUGGAACUAGAACUUCCCCCUCGCUGGUUCUCUCCUCCACUUGGCACUCUUCAUCGCAGAUCAGAGGAUUCAGUCACCCCAACUCUAAGAGCAGAGUUGUACUAUAGGUUGGAGGCCACUCUACCCGGGAAAGUACACAGAGAGUGUCCCCAUGUGCAAACCCAGCAGAGGCCGCAUCCGGGUACAGAAAGCCCCAAAGAGCAGCUGCACUAUGUGGGCCCUGUGGAUAUCAGAGUGAUGAGCCCUCCACGGCGGCAGGAAGUGCGGUUGGAUGACAAUGUGAUGGUCCGAGUACCUGACACAGCCCUGCGCCCAGGACAGCUUUUCACUGCCACUCUUAUUCUGCAACAGAACUUCACAGCUGAUCUGCUGACUCUCCGAAUCAAGGUAAAAAAAGGGUUACAGGUUCUGGCUGCUCGCCCCACCAGACCAGAGGCUUGGACGGCAAAGCUGGACAAGUUCAAGAGUGCCAAACACCACACGGCUUUGAUCACUUGUCGUCGUUCUUCUGGCAGUGGGUUGGACUGGAAGGUAGCAGAUUCUCCAGAGUUCCUAUAUUUGGAUUUUCUUGUGGAGAAUGGUACAGGUGCUCUGGCCGCUACACGCCCUGUUACCUGGCAAGUGGAGUACCCUGGCCAGGAUCCUGAGGCUGAGAAGGACAAGAUGGUGUGGGAGAUCCAAGUAUCAGAGAGAGAUGUGCGGGCCUUGGUUCCAUUAGUAAAGGAGCAGGAAAUUGUGAACACUGCACUCCUCACAGGAAUCCCCCAGUCUGUGCCCGUGAGGCUGGUUGUGGUUGAAACAGGAGGAGAUGUAUCGGAAGUAACACAGCAGAUGGGAUGUGAAUCCUCUAAUAAGCAAGUCCUUCAGGUAUCAGAUGUAUGUGAUGCUGUCUAUGUAGGAGGAAAAGAGAGCCGAGGGGCACGGGGUGUACGGGUGGAUUUCUGGCACCGUCGUCUGCAUGCAUCAUUACUCUUUACUGUCUGGGCUCCACUUCUACCUUUGCGUAUUGAGCUAACUGAUACCUCUUUGGAGCAAAUACGAGGCUGGAGGGUGUCUGGCCCAGUGUCUGAGAGUCCAGCAGAACCAGAAGAGGGUGGAGAAGAAGCUGAGAGGAGAGCACGUGGCUGUCGGCUCCAAUACCAGCGUGCAGGGGUCCGUUUCCUUACCCAUUUUGUGGCUCACCCUCUAGAGGGUGGACGUCACCUGACCUAUAUGCCAAACUCUGAUUGGCUGCUGGAUGUUUCGCAUCUGGUGCAGAAGCAUGCUAGAAUCCAAGACCCUCGAAUAGCAACACUGGAAAGUGGGAAAGUGGUGGUUGGCCGUGAAAUAGGAAUAACCUCUGUGGAGGUGCGUUCUCCUGUUUCCGAUUCUAUCCUGGGGGAACAGACUCUGGUGGUGUCAGAAGAGAAAGUCUCAGUUUCAGAGCUGCAGGCCCAGCUGGUAUCAGGUCUAUCAUUGACAGUGUUUCCAGAACCAGGACAUCCAAAUGUUUUCACUGCAAUGUGCCAGGGUCUUUCUGCUCUGCAUUCCCUGAAACAGGAAGCAGUUCUGAGCAUCUGGUUGGUAUUCAGUGAUCACACCUUGGUUCCAGUAGAGCUUUAUGGCCGGCGGGAUGCAUCUGUCUUGUUUUCUUCCUUGAAUCCUGAUGUAGUAUCAGUGCGGCUGGAAGAGGAACAUGCUUACCCAGUGAUCAUUGCUGAAGGCCCAGGCCAGGGGUCCCUCCUGCAGCUCAGCCUACAUUCCCCAGACUCUUGCCGCAAGGGGAAACAUAAGGCUCCCCUUUCCCAGGGGACAGCAUGGCUGGAAGUGAACUUUGGCUGGCACCUCCUGACCACUAAGAGCCCACAGCAAGAAGAUCUCCAUCUACAUGGUAAGGCCCCCUUUCGGCGAACAGAAGGUGCCAUGUCAGGUGAAGCAGUGACCGUUGCAGCUAUCACAGAGAAUGGCAGAGGUUCAAGAAGGCGUGGCCCAGUAGCACGAGAGCCGCCGAUGACCAAAUUUGAGGGAGCUGGGGUUAGCUCCUAUGAGGAUAUUGAACAAGUGGAAGAAGUGGAGGAAGAUGAGAUGGUGAAGGCACCUGCAAGGGUGACAGAUCUAGAGAUUGGAAUGUAUGUCCUCCUGGGAGUUUUCUGUCUGGCCAUCUUUAUCUUCCUCGUCAACUGUGUGGUCUUUGUCCUUCGUUACCAGCGCAAGGAACCUCCUGAUGCUGGAUCAGGUCCAGCCUCUUCUGCCCAGCAGCCUCACAAUUGGGUCUGGCUAGGCACUGAUCAGGAGGAUCUUAGUCGGCAGCUGGAUCUGUGCAAGCAACACUGCAAAGACCAGCCUCGGGGCCCUUCUAGUACCAACGAGGGGUACUCUUGCUGUGCAGGGCCAGAAGGAACUUUGGAAGCUUUGGCCUCAGAGGCCCCAGCUCCAUUACCAGAGCCAGAAACAGGGGUCUCUGCUAAUAAUUUGGGCCUGACUGCAUCAGGGAACCCAGCACUGACCAGCACCUUGUCCAGGAAGAAAGAGGGCAGGGAUGUGGGUGGCCGGCGGAAACGUGUAGAAUUUGUGACCUUUGCUUCACCAUCUAUCUCUGCUCCAAGCCCCCCUGUUUCUGGACCAGUAGUUCAGUCCAUCCUGGUAGCCAGCGAAGACGACAUUCGUUGGGUGUGUGAGGACAUGGGGCUGCAUGAUCCAGAUGAGCUGCGCAGCUACAUGGAAAGGAUUCGAGGUAGCUCCUGAUCUGCCCUAGCCCAUUCGUAUGGGCAAACCAAUAAGAUGGUCAUCCCCUUAGAUGCUCUCCUAGGAUCAGUCAGCUGAACUCUCUACCUGCUUCUUUUUAAAUAAGGGCUCUCCACAAUAGUACACCAGCCUUGGACUAGUUUGUGAGGAGAAAAUGAGCCAGAGAUAUUUCUGCUGCUCUCUGUGUUUGAGUCCCACUUCCUUGGCUGUGUUAUCCUUUUCAUUCUGGUUAGAGGCAUUCUCUCCACCUAUUAUUCUCUCAGGAGAACUAGCACAUUCCUCCUGGGAAGAGAGCCCAUGUGUGCUCAUUGCUUCUCCCUCUACCCCCUAAAAAAACUUUUAGUAGGUGUGGAUGAGGAGUUUGCAGACUGGAAAGUAGCUGAGAGGUAGGCUGGCUGCAAUGUACUGUGGAGGUGAUCUAGGGGGCUGAUCCAAGAUCUCACAUAUUACGUUGACCCUCAUUGCCAGUGUGUGUCCAUUGUGAUGAUAUGAACAACGAGUGUCUUUCUGUCCUUCCUGUGGUCUGAGCCUGGGGCUCUGCCCCUCCCCCCUCCCCCCUGACCCCUCCCCUAAAGCUGGGCAAGGACAGAGCUCCAGGGAGCACUGGCUGGGCCUUUUCCACCCUGGUUGUGUGCCUGGUGUCCUUAAGAGUUUUUGUACAAUCGCUCAUAUUUUAUACCGUACUAUUGGGAGGCUGCCAGGCAAGUCCUUUAUUUAUGGAAGAUUUUUAAUUCUUACAUUGUUAAAAAAAAAAGUAAAAUAAAUAAUAACUAAAAAUGAAA